CUGACCACAGUUUUGUCUUCCAGAAUUGCAUAUAUAUAGACCUCAAUCCCCUUGCUUGUUUUUCACAAAACACACCUAGCUUUCUCUGUGUGUGUUUUUACAUAGCUACUUAUAGUUAUACCAUAAUGGCUAGCCCAAAAUCAUCACUAGCCAUAUUAUUGUGUUUGACAAUAAUUGCAGUUUUAAGUAGUUUUGUUGUACUUGAAGCUGAGGCUAGAGCUUUCUUUGUGUUUGGUGACUCGUUAGUCGAUAAUGGCAACAACAACUUCUUGGCAACCUCUGCACGAGCCGAUGCACCUCCUUAUGGGAUUGAUUAUCCCACUCAUCGUGCUACAGGCCGGUUCUCCAAUGGAUUUAAUAUUCCUGACCUUAUCAGUCAAGCCAUUGGUGAAGAAGCCACUUUGCCAUACUUGAGUCCAUAUCUUACAGGUGAAAGGUUACUUGUUGGUGCCAAUUUUGCUUCUGCUGGUGUUGGGGUACUUAAUGACACAGGAGUUCAGUUUGCUAACAUAAUAAGGAUCACACAGCAAAUGCAAUACUUUGAACAGUAUCAACAAAGGGUGAGUGACAUAAUUGGCCCUGAGGAGACUCAAAGGCUUGUGAAUCAAGCUUUGUGUCUUAUCACAUUGGGAGGCAAUGAUUUUGUAAACAACUACUAUCUAGUCCCAUUCUCAGCAAGAUCUAGACAGUUUGCUCUUCCAGAUUAUGUUGUCUACGUCAUCUCCGAAUACCGCAAAGUUUUAGCGAGGCUUUAUGAAUUGGGAUUAACAAGGGUUUUGGUCACCGGAACGGGACCAUUGGGAUGCGUGCCAGCUGAACUAGCCCAACGUAGCCGAGACGGUAACUGUGCACCCGAAUUGCAAAGAGCAGCAAGUUUGUUCAACCCACAACUCCAAGAUAUGAUUAACAGUCUAAAUAGUGAGAUCGGUAGCACUGUGUUUAUCGGUGCCAAUAUUCGACAAACAAACAUCGAUUUCAUAAACAACCCUGGAAGAUAUGGAUUUGUUACAUCAAAGAUCGCGUGUUGUGGACAAGGACCAUAUAAUGGAAUCGGGCUAUGCACAGCGUUGUCAAACGUGUGUCCCAAUAGAGACAUCUAUGCGUUUUGGGAUGCUUUCCAUCCAUCGGAGAGAGCAAACAGGAUCAUUGUGCAACAAAUUUUAUCGGGCUCAACCGAAUACAUGUCGCCGAUGAAUCUUAGCACCAUCAUGGCCUUGGAUGCUGCUGCUAAUGUGUGAUUGUCAAAUUUCUGCACCUUGCAUCUAUUUUGAAAUGAUAUAUUAUUUGUAUUUGUUAUUGCUUUUCACAGUGAUUUCAAGUGGUAGUUUUCUAUGCAAUUUGUUUGGAGAUUAUAGAUUGUAACUUCAAUAAUUUUAUGACACAUUGUAGCACCAUUAAAUGUUUGUAUCCUGAGGACAACCAAAUAAUAAUCAAACUGUCACAUAUAUUCUAAUA
Helianthus annuus (common sunflower) is the source of this 1455-nucleotide messenger RNA. Its product is annotated as GDSL esterase/lipase LTL1. Gene Ontology annotation, molecular function: hydrolase activity, acting on ester bonds. The record is from RefSeq and is a predicted model, not a curated record. Bases 126 to 1238 code for a protein of 370 amino acids. The transcript has 5 exons. NCBI's taxonomy places the organism in Eukaryota, Viridiplantae, Streptophyta, Magnoliopsida, Asterales, Asteraceae.